CACUGCCAUGUUCAGUCUUCUCCCCAUCGUUCUCGCUCUGGUAGCCCUUACUCGCGCUGAUUGCACGUGCGAUUGUGAACCCAUCUACACCAUCCGCUCCGAUCCCUUCAACCUUGUCCUCAUAUCCGAAGACACCUCCUGGAACGGCACUACACUUUGCGCAUGCCAUGCAGGUGCAGCAAUAUUUACGCUCUGCCCCACGCUAUCAGAGGAUAGCGCUCAAUAUCCCGUUGUAUUGAACCAUAACACAACCGGAACUGCCAUUACAAAUACCUUCGGCACCCAAGGCAUCCUCUCUUGAACCAUCUCCUACGACCCCUACCCCGUCGACCUCUCCGUGCUCCUCCAACCCCAAGACAUAGUCCCCCUAUCCAUAGCUCAACUCGCCAUGACCUACAGUGGCGACGGCAGCCUUUCUUUCGACAACAGAGACACACUAAACUACCAGAAUCCGAUUACUUGGGGGGCUGAGAAGCCGGAUAUGGGUGAGUGGAUAGGGUAUUACCGCUGGUGGGUCUGCUUCACGGGGUAUGGGACGGGGUAUGUUAGGCAGACUUUGGUGUGGGGGACUGGGGUUGGGAAACCUGGUAAGUGCUUUGCGCGUUUUUUGCUUAUUCCCCGGGGUAAUUUGGGGUAUUGAAUCCGUGCUGACUUCUUUCUACUAGAUCCGCCGAGUUGUGUUAAGGUUGAAGUUAAGAGGGUGUUUGUCUAAUAGCCUGCCUGGAAAAAGUUCGAGCUCUAAGUCUGAGUCAAAGACGCAUUCUCUUCUUCGUCGAUCAGAUGGUACAUGAGG
Molecule: messenger RNA, 793 nt
Organism: Alternaria rosae
Lineage: Eukaryota; Fungi; Ascomycota; Dothideomycetes; Pleosporales; Pleosporaceae
Exons: 2
Coding region: 8-301 (97 amino acids)
Source: RefSeq, a predicted model, not a curated record